CGGGGAGUUGCGGGAGCCCCGCCCGUGCGGGGUUUAUCUGUGGUGGGGAGCGGAGGCGCCGGUGCGGGACCAGGGGCACGGACCGGGUGGUGUUGAGGAGCGGCGGGGCCGGGUAGGGGCGCGCUCCCGGCCCCCAUGAAGCUGCGAGACGUCCCGUCCGCAUGCCCGUCGCUGUGGCGCUGCCUGCCGUGCCCGCCGGCCGAGCUGCGCCUGGACCUGGUGCUGUCCUCGGGGCAGAGCUUCCGGUGAGCCAGCACGGGGGUCCCGGCACCCCCGGCCCGGCCCUGCGCGCUCGGGCCCGCCCCGACCUGCCCGUGUGCGGCAGGUGGUGGGAGAGCAGCCCGGGGGCCUGGACGGGCGUGCUGGGGGGGCGCGUCUGGACACUGCGGCAGGACCGGGACCGGCUCUGGUACACGGUGUACGGCGAAGAGGAUGAGCACAAGGAGGAGGAACGGGAUGGGUGCCCUGCCAAAGCAGCCAAACUGGAUGCUGCAGAGACGGACCGAAUCCUGCGUGACUACUUCCAGCUGGACGUGGGUCUGUCGGCCCUGUAUCGCGAGUGGGAGGCGGCCGAUCCCCUCUUCCGCAAGGUGGCCAAGGACUUCCCAGGGGUGCGGGUACUGCGGCAGGACCCCAUCGAGUGCCUCUUCUCCUUCAUCUGCACCUCCAACAACCACAUCUCCCGUAUCACUGCCAUGAUUGAACGCCUCUGCCAGGCCUUCGGCCGCCACCUCUGCUGCAUCGACGCCCGGCCGUUCCACGCCUUCCCGUCCCUCUCGGCGCUCACAGGCGCUGAUGCCGAGGCCCGGCUGCGGGCGCUGGGCUUUGGGUACCGGGCCAAGUUUGUCAGCGGGAGCGCGCGGGCCAUCACCGAGGGGCUUGGUGCUGAAGGGCUGUGCCAGCUCCGCACUGCGCCCUAUUCCGAGGCCAGGAAGGUGCUGUGCACCCUGCCCGGUGUAGGUGCCAAGGUGGCUGACUGCGUCUGCCUGUUGUCCCUGGACAAGGCCGAGGCAGUGCCAGUGGACACCCACGUCUGGCACAUUGCACGGCAGCGCUAUGGUGUGGCAGUGGGCGGCAAGAGCCUGACCCCCCGGGCCUACCAGGAGAUCGGUGACUUCUUUCGGGGGCUGUGGGGCCCCCGCGCCGGCUGGGCACAGGCAGUGAGUACGCCCCUCUCAGGCAGCUCGGGGCUCAGCCCUCGCCCCCAUCCUGGCCAGGCCCACCCCAUCGUCUCUGUCCAUUCCAGGUACUGUUCUGUGCUGACCUCCGCAAGGGCCAGGAGCCAGCCAGCAGCCGGGAUCAGGCCUGGGAGAGCCGAAGCCAGGACUGCCAUGGGGAUGGGCCCCCCUAGGGACACCCAAGGAGGAACAGUGGCUUGAGUGGGACACUGCACCUGCUGCCAGCCUGGGAUGGAGGGGGGUGGGCUGUGUCUGUCCCCUGCCCAGUGUGUGUGUGGAGGGAGCUGCUGCUCUGGGCAGUGAGGCUGGGGAGAAUCAGGGCUGUGUCCAGCUCCCCCAGGGCAGAGCUGAGCCAAGCACCUUUGGCCUCUUGCCUUUAUUACAAGCAAUAAAAUAGAAACAUCCAUUUGGAAAA
Molecule: messenger RNA, 1593 nt
Organism: Myiozetetes cayanensis
Lineage: Eukaryota; Metazoa; Chordata; Aves; Passeriformes; Tyrannidae
Gene: OGG1
Product: 8-oxoguanine DNA glycosylase
Exons: 5
Coding region: 162-1379 (405 amino acids)
Biological process (GO): nucleotide-excision repair; base-excision repair; base-excision repair, AP site formation
Cellular component (GO): nucleus
Molecular function (GO): damaged DNA binding; 8-oxo-7,8-dihydroguanine DNA N-glycosylase activity
Source: RefSeq, a predicted model, not a curated record